UUCUUCUGCCCUAGGGAACAAGUGCAGAACAGGACAAUCGCUUCAGCAACAAGCAGAAGAAGCUGUUGAAGCAGUUGAAAUUUGCAGAAUGCUUAGAAAAGAAGGUGGACAUGAGCAAAGUAAAUCUGGAAGUAAUCAAACCAUGGAUAACAAAACGAGUAACAGAAAUCCUUGGAUUUGAAGAUGAUGUAGUAAUUGAAUUUAUAUUCAACCAGUUGGAAGUGAAGAAUCCAGAUUCCAAAAUGAUGCAAAUCAACCUGACUGGUUUUUUGAAUGGGAAAAAUGCUAGGGAGUUCAUGGGAGAACUGUGGCCACUGCUGUUAAGUGCACAGGAAAACAUUGCUGGUAUUCCAACUGCAUUUCUGGAACUGAAGAAAGAAGAAAUAAAACAGCGACAGAUAGAGCAAGAGAAACUGGCUUCUAUGAAGAAACAAGAUGAAGACAAGGAGAAGAGGGAAAAGGAAGACAAAGACAACCGAGAAAAAAGAGACAGAUCCAGGAGUCCCAGAAGACGCAAAUCAAGGUCUCCUUCCCCUCGAAGGAGGUCGUCGCCUGUCAGAAGAGAGCGGAAGCGCAGCCAUUCUCGCUCCCCUCAUCACAGAACCAAGAGCCGCAGUGCUACUCCUGCACCAGAAAAGAAAGAGGCGACUCCUGAGCCAGAGCCCUCUGUGAAACCAAAGGAGGCUGUUGUUCAAGAGGCAACUUCAAACAAUGAUAUCCCAAAAGCUCCUAAACCUGAACCUCCUGUACCAGAGACUAAGGAAGCUUCACCAGAACGUAAUUCAAAGAAGGAGAGAGAGAAGGAAAAAGAGAAGACUCGUCAAAGAUCCCCAACUCGGUCCAAGUCAAGGUCAAGAUCUCGAUCACGUUCUCCAUCUCAUUCUCGACCAAGAAGGCGUCAUAGAUCACGGUCAAGGUCUUACUCCCCUAGAAGGCGACCAAGCCCAAGACGACGGCCAUCUCCAAGGAGGAGGAGCCCUCCGAGGCGAAUGCCUCCCCCACCCAGACACAGAAGAAGCAGAUCCCCUGUGAGGCGGAGAAGACGGUCAUCAGCAUCCUUAUCUGGCAGUAGCUCUUCCUCUUCCUCCUCACGUUCCCGAUCACCACCAAAGAAACAACCUAAAAGAACUGUAUCCAGUCCUCCUCGUAAAACACGUAGACUCUCUCCUUCUGCAAGUCCUCCGAGGCGGAGGCACAGACCAUCCCCACCAGCAAGUCCACCUCCAAAACCACGUAGAUCUCCAACACCCCAGCAGUCGAAUCGUGCAAGAAAAAGCCGUAGCUCUGUUUCACCUGGCAGAGCAUCAGGUAAUCAAAUAACCAAACAUAAGAGUACUGAAAAAAGAGAAUCUCCAUCGCCAGCACCAAAACCAAGGAAAGCAGAACUGUCUGAAUCAGAAGAAGAUAAAGGAGGUAAAAUGGCUGCAGCAGAUUCAGUUCAGCAGAGGCGUCAGUACAGAAGACAAAAUCAACAGUCUUCAUCUGAUUCUGGUUCUUCGUCUUCAUCUGAAGAGGAAAGACCUAAAAGAUCCAAUGUGAAGAAUGGGGAGGUUGGUAGACGCCGACGCCAUUCACAUUCGCGCAGUCCAUCACCGUCUCCACGAAAACGACAGAAGGAGUCCUCCCCUCGGAUGCAGAUGGAAAAGAGGUGGCAGUCGCCAGUGAUGAAAAGCAGGAGGAGGAGAAGUCCAUCACCCCCACCAGCCAGGCGGCGACGCUCUCCUUCACCCGCCCCUCCUCCUAGGCGACGGCGCUCCCCUUCCUUACCUCGUCGGAGGUCUCCAUCACCACCCCCACGCAGACGUUCGCCUUCUCCGCGGAGAUACUCUCCACCAAUACAGAGACGAUACUCUCCUUCCCCACCACCGAAGAGAAGAACAGCCUCUCCUCCUCCCCCGCCUAAACGCAGAGCAUCACCUUCUCCACAGUCCAAGCGCAGAGUCUCCCAUUCACCGCCGCCAAAACAAAGGAGCUCACCAGCCGCUAAAAGGCGUUCACCUUCGAUAUCUUCCAAGCACAGGAAGGGAUCUCCUCCCAGUAGGUCCAAUCGGGAAACACGUUCUCCACCACAAAACAAAAGGCAUUCACCUUCACCACGGCCUCGAGCUUCUCAUACCUCUGCAAGCCCACCACCACCACGAAGGGGAGCUUCAGCUUCACCCCAGAGAAGACAGUCUCCAUCUCCAAGCACUAGACCCAUCAGGAGGGUGUCAAGAACACCAGAACCUAAGAAGACAAAGGCUUCCACACCAAGUCCACGAUCUGCGAGACGAGUCUCUUCAUCACGGUCUGCAUCAGGAUCACCCGAGCAAGCACCGAAGAAACACCAAGGACCUCCAUCUCCUACUCGAUCUCGUUCCCCUUCUGCAAACUGGUCACCUGCAAAAAAGGCUAAAAGCCCAACUCAGAGCCCGUCACCUGCAAGGAAUUCAGAUCAAGAAGGGGGUGGAAAGAAGAAGAAGAAAAAGAAGGAUAAGAAGCAUAAAAAGGAUAAAAAGCACAAGAAACACAAAAAACAUAAGAAGGAGAAGGCUGCAGCGGCUGCAGCAGCUGCUGCUGUGGCUGCAGCAGAUACCACCUCUGCACAGGAAGAGCAGGAAGCAGAGACAGAACCCAAAAAGGAGACAGAAAGUGAACCAGAAGACAACCUUGAUGAUCUAGAAAAACACCUGCGAGAGAAAGCACUGAGGUCAAUGAGGAAGGCGCAAGUGUCACCCCCAUCCUAGGCUGAAUCCUUUGAUAUAAUGUAUAUUUUAUUUGGUUUGUACUCAGAAUUCAAUUUCAAAUUGCUAAAUGUGUUUGAGCUUUAGAAUAUAACAUUUGUUGUAAUAAUUGCUAGGUUGAGGUUCACCAUGUACAAAGGGCAUGGAUUUACAUUACAAAAGGUGUCCACAGUGUACUAGUGACAUUCUUUCAUUGGCAGUCAACAUAAUUUCAUUUAGAGUGAGACUUUUUAGAAGCAGUAGGAAUUUGUUUUGAAGGUUUUAAACAUGACCCCUCGAUUUCCCUAGUUUCUUUGAAAUUCAACGAAAGCCUUUAGCAUAAUUUGUGAGGGGCUUAUUUGACUUCUUUUUUUCUCUCCGUUUACAUUAUGCUACUAACCUUUGUGGUUUGUAAGCUUGCCCAGAAAUAAAACCACUGCAGAAUUACCAAGGAAUUACAUCUAUUUUAAUGCUUUCUACUGUUGCCUGUAUAGUCUCCAUUAAAGCAAAUCAAGAAUAGCAGUUUAGAAUGGUACAUAAAUGAAAGCAUGUUGUUUACCAGGACACUGUGGGUUUAUAUUGAUGUAACAUGUUGAUUUGGAACACUGGAAUUUCAUUUGUAUUUUUAUGUUCUUUUUUUUUUUUUAAAGGGCAGUUUCCAUGAUCAGCAGUCCCAGAAAAAAUAAAAUAAAAUAUAUAAAAAAAAAAAGAAUCCUUCAGUUACAUAAAUUUUGUUUGUGAGAUGUCGUUGCCCCAUUCAUAAAUCUUGUCUCGUUACGGUUCUUCUGAAUGGUAUAAG
Molecule: messenger RNA, 3501 nt
Organism: Antrostomus carolinensis (chuck-will's-widow)
Lineage: Eukaryota; Metazoa; Chordata; Aves; Caprimulgiformes; Caprimulgidae
Gene: SRRM1
Product: serine and arginine repetitive matrix 1
Exons: 17
Coding region: 111-2726 (871 amino acids)
Biological process (GO): regulation of mRNA splicing, via spliceosome
Cellular component (GO): spliceosomal complex
Molecular function (GO): RNA binding
Source: RefSeq, a predicted model, not a curated record